AGUGAGAGUGAGAGAGAGAGACUUUGUCACAAAGUGAACGGGAGGACCGCUCCGCCCGUGCAGGAGAGCAUCUCGUCUCACCCGUGGAUACUACUCCCUCUGCCACCCGUCUCCGAAAGCCUGUCCUUGGGAUACUCCGGCUACAUCCUCUCACUUUUUAAAAAAAAACAACACUUUUAUCACCACCUUCUCUGUCGCCCCCCCUUUUUUCUUUCUUUCGAGCCCUCCUCCUCCUCCUCCUCCUCAUCCUUUGAGCAUCGUCCUCGCCCCGCAAGUCUUCUCGCCCUGCCCGGCUAACUUUUUGCCAUUCGCCAGCCCGACUCCAUCCCAUCGCUCGCGGUUCCAUCGGCCACCAAGUAGGUCCUGCUCUCAUUGCGGCAGCCUCCUGCCUCCAGCCUCCAGCCUCCCCGGGAUCGGGCGGAACCCAUUCGGUCGCUCUGCACGGGACACUGCUACAUGGGGCGCACGGUGUCGCUCGGAAAAUGGUCUCCUGUCGGUCUCUAGGCGCCCCGCUCAAGCUGUCGGGACUGGAGCCGCCGGUGCGCGUCCGCGUCUCUUCCUCGCCUCGCCCGUGCUGCCGGCACCAGUGAGACAUGGCUCCGUCCGUGGCGGCGCGGGCACCGCUCGCGGAGCCCCGGCGGCUGCGCCAGUGGAGCGGCGCGGCGGCGGGCGGCUGGCUCAGGAUCACCCUCGUCUCGUUCCUCGCCACUUUACCUGUGGAGCAGCUGCGCGCCUUCCCCUCGUCCCUCAGCGACUGCCAGACGCCGACCGGCUGGAACUGCUCCGGUUUCGAUGACCGGGACACAGACCUGUUCCUGUGCGACACCAACACGUGCAAGUUUGAUGGCGAGUGUCUACGCAUUGGGAACAUGGUGACAUGCAUUUGUGAUUUUAAGUGCAACAAUGACUAUGCCCCGGUGUGUGGCUCCAACAAUCAGAACUACCAGAACGAGUGUUUCCUGCGCAGGGAUGCCUGCAAGCAACAGUCUGAAGUACUUAUUAUGUCAGAAGGGGCCUGUCCUGCUGAUGCCGGCUCAGGCUCAGGAGACGACGGCGGAGAGGGCUCAGCCGAGGCAGGACAGAAGGAGACAUCCACCUGUGACAUCUGCCAGUUUGGGGCCGAGUGCGACGUGGAUGCAGAGGACGUUUGGUGUGUGUGCAACAUCGACUGCUCCCACAUCAGCUUCAACCCGGUGUGUGCCUCAGAUGGUCGUUCCUAUGACAACCCCUGCCAGGUGAAGGAGGCGUCCUGUCAGAAGCAGGAGCGCAUCGAGGUCAAGUACCUGGGCCACUGCCAAGGUGACAUCAUAACCGGCAACAAAGGCGGAGAUGGACACUUUGCACGGACUGACCUCACAGAGAAAAAUGAGGACCCGAGGAAUGGGCUGGCCCGCGGCCUGUACAUCCCCUGUCCGGAUCACUACAAAAACUACUGUGUCCACGGAGAGUGUCAGUUCCCCAGUAUCCUGGCUCAGCCCUCCUGCAGCUGCCACUCGGGUUUCCGGGGCCCCCAGUGUGACAUCAAAGAGUACAACGUGCUCUACGUGGUGCCAGGCUCUGGCAAACUGCACUACGUCCUCAUCGCCUCCAUCAUCGGAGCUCUCCAGGUGGUCAUCAUUUGUGUGGUGGUGCUCUGCAUUACCAGGAAGUGCCCACGGACCAACAGGAUCAACCGGCAGAAGCAGAACAAUGUCCACUUCAGCUCAGAGAACACCAUGCGCGCCUCCACUCGACUAAUCUGAGCCCGGGCGCACCGGACAGAGUCCCCCUCCGCGGUUACGGACAGCGGCGGCGGUUUGAUGUUCCCUCCCUGUAGGCCAACCAACCCCCCCCCCCCCCCAAAAGAAAAAAUUAGGAACUGCUUUCCCUCACUCCUCGCCCUCUCUCCCGGAAUGAACUUGAAGAAUGCUCACGGAGGACGGGGACAUAUCAGACAGAGCUGUGACACCAGUCUCACGGCGACGCCCACCCGUAUGGGGGGGGGGGGGGGGGGGGGGGGCAUGCCCCUCUUCGGUCGCCAACUACCGAAUCGUGUCUCCUUGCACCUUGUCACUUCCGACCCACUUCCGGAUUUUUCCUGGACAAUGAGGUGUUUGGGGGUGUUGAGGAUACUGAAUGUGACUGUGUGUGUGUGUGUGUGUGUGUGUGUGUGUGUGAGAGAGAGAGAGAUAGAGAAUGUGUAUUAGAUGUGUGAGCUUUGGUAGAGACGGGCUAGCCAGUGUCUGUUGUUUGUAGACGAGGGGUUAAAGCAAAUCAGGGUAGUGCAAAGCAGGGUCAGGGGCUUCAAGUGAGGUGUGUGUGUGUGUGUGUUGUUCGG
Scophthalmus maximus (turbot) is the source of this 2317-nucleotide messenger RNA. RefSeq names its product transmembrane protein with EGF-like and two follistatin-like domains 2a (gene tmeff2a). Lineage: Eukaryota; Metazoa; Chordata; Actinopteri; Pleuronectiformes; Scophthalmidae. The transcript has 10 exons. Gene Ontology annotation, molecular function: protein binding. The coding region runs from base 594 to 1742 and encodes 382 amino acids. The record is from RefSeq and is a predicted model, not a curated record.